AUGACGUGCAGCGGCACGGCUCUGGCGCCGUUCCGGGCGCUCCUUCGGGCGCGCGAGAACGGCUCGCUAGCAGGCAUGGACACCAGGUCUUGGCCCUUAUACUUCAUCAACUCGAUCACUUGGUCGUUCUAUGGCUGCAUGCUGGGAGACGUGUAUGUGCUGCUGGCAAACGUGAUCUGUGUGGUGAUGUGGCUCUACUUCUGCCUGGCCGCCAUUGGACUGCUCUCGCGCGAGGAAGGGGAGCUAGCACCACCGGCCCCCGACGACGUGGGCGACGCUGGCAUGCUCAUGCGUAAAGACGCACUUCAACUGCACGAGCUUUCCAAAUCCUACCGCAAGGAGGUGAAGGGCCAAGAGGGCCUUAGGUUCUUGGACACCUUUAGCUUCGAGGACCGCCUGUACGCUUUCUCCCUUCUUGGCAUGGCCGUCAGCCUAAUCUGCUUCUCUGCGCCAAUCGGGCGUCUUUGGGUAUUGAUACAGAAGCGGGAUGGCUCCUCCGUAUUUCUUCCAUAUGCCGUGGCCCAGUGUGCCCACAACCUGGUGUGGAUGAGCUACGGCUUUGUGUUGGGCAACAUGGCGGUCAUGGCCCCAAACAUCCCGGGCGUUUUCUGCACAGUCUCCCAGAUCCUUAUCAAACUGCAGUGGCCCGGGGAUUCAGAUGACCACGUGAAGGAGAAAAGCUUUGCCAAUGAGCAUUCCCAGGGAGCUCUCACAACGGUGGCUGCCGGAGUCUCCUCCGGCAAGCACGAGAAGAAGGAGGAUGCCGCCUCAGCGCAAUCAUCGGCAGAGACAACCACCAAGGCCUCAGCCUCCUCACCUGCCUCACCGCUACUGCCGGCUUCGAGGAGGCUACGUGUGUCCCCGGCGAGACGGGAUGUCACGCUCCCUGAACUGGCGCCAAUUUUGAAGGGACAGGGCGGCGUCUAUGAGGACUACCUGAAGUGGCAGCGUGACUACCAAAAGUGGGCGCGCAGGGGCUCCCAGUAG
Molecule: messenger RNA, 987 nt
Organism: Symbiodinium pilosum
Lineage: Eukaryota; Dinophyceae; Suessiales; Symbiodiniaceae
Source: the annotation of a GenBank genome assembly